Caenorhabditis bovis is the source of this 1590-nucleotide messenger RNA. The record is from the annotation of a GenBank genome assembly. Lineage: Eukaryota; Metazoa; Nematoda; Chromadorea; Rhabditida; Rhabditidae.
AUGGUAGACAUCAUGUCUCACAGCGAAAUGAGUAAAGACGAUUUCGAGGAUGGCGAGUUGCCGGAAGACGGCGAGAUUUGCGAUGACGAUGAUGAAGCGAUGAAACCGGCGGCGCCGGUGCCGUCAGUGUCGUCAGAGCAUUCGAAGGAAUCGCGAACCUCCACCGAGCAUCAUCAUCAUCAUCAUUCUUCUCGUAGGCAUCAUAGUGUAAACCAUGUGAAUGCGACGCCGAGACGACGACAAUUCGAAUUUCAGCCGCCGCCGCCGUCGUCGUUGCAACGCGAUCUCGACCCGUUCGGACCCGACUCGGAAGUGAAUCAUGCCGACGCCGCCGCCGCCGCCGGCGGCGAUAAGGACUAUCGCGGCGGCAACGGAGCGGCCGGCGAGCGAAUCGACGACGAGCCACCUUUCAAUGACUAUGAUUAUCGGACGCAUCGAAAAAGGCGUCAUUCGCCGAUGCACAACGAUGAGACGGACUAUGAAUCGCGCGCCGGCAAACGAUCGUAUUACGGCGGUCGCGGUGGAUUCCGCGGCGGAUUUCGCGGCGGCGCGAAGCCGCGCUUCAACACCGAACACCAGAUUUGCAAAUUCUUCCGCGAGGGCUAUUGUCGUGACGGCGAUCAGUGCUCGUAUUCGCACCAGGCCGAAGACUCGCUGAGACGGCCGAUCCUGUGCAAUUUCUACGCGAACAGCUUCUGCAAAAAGGGAUUGCAAUGCUUGAUGCUUCAUGGCGAAUAUCCAUGCACGGAUUUCCAUCGCGGCAAUUGCACCGCCGAACAAUGCCGCUAUUCGCACGUGCCGCUCACCGACUACACAAAACCGCUGUUUGAGAAGAGCCUCGCCGAUGAGGAAGCGCGCGGCGGUGCGUCGUACGGCGCCUAUCGGCAGCCGGUGAACGCCGGCGGCGCGCGUCGUCGCGUCCUUCUACCCGGCGGACCGGCGGCGGCGUCGCCGCCUCAAGCGCCCAUCAUCCAUGCGCCGGUGCCCCAACAGAUGAACGGACAACUGGCGCCGCCGAGCGUCGUCGUGCCGACGAUUCAGCGUCCGAUGCCGCCCGGCUAUCCGCCGACGGCCUUCUUCAAUCAAGGCACCACACCGCACAUUCAGCAGCAGAAUUUGCCGCCGCCGCGCACCAUUGAACCGCCGAAGCCGGUGACGCAGCCCGAGAAGCCGGCGCCGCCAACGUUCAAUCUUGAGGCGAUGCUCACCAAAUUGGCGAAAGGCGAAGCAUUGGCGUCGGACGACGAGGAAUCGCCGGCGUCGCCGCCGCCGAUCAAUCAAAUCACCUCGAACGCGCCGUCAUCGUUCCUCGCGCAAACGGCCAUCGUCAUUCCGGAGACGCGUUCGGUCGUCUGGCGCCAUCUUCUGUCCGUCCAGCAGACGCCGUACGCCGGCGUCGACAAUCUCGAUUUGAUACCGCCGAACGAUCCGAGAAAAUCGCGGGCGCUCGAAGCGGCCGCGAAAGCGGCGAUCGCGAUUCCCGACGAAGUCACCGAUCCGCGAAUUCGCUCCAACAACUACGACAUCAAUAGCUAUGAUGAGCCGGAGCCGACGUCGCAGAUUUCAUCAUGGAUGCCUCAAAUGUCUUAA